AUGGAGUUUUUCAGUCAAAUUGUGAACUUUACAUAUGAGUUCAGAGAUGCACCGUUGUUUAAUAUCUGGGUUGGACCAAUUCCAUUUGUUGUCCUCUUCCAUGCUGAAACAGUUGAGAAAGUUCUGAGUAACCCUGUUCACCUCGACAAGGCUUUUGCAUACAAAUUCCUCCAUCCUUGGCUUGGAACAGGCCUUUUAACCAGCACUGGGAAAAAAUGGAGACAACGAAGAAAGAUUCUGACACCGACCUUUCAUUUUUCCAUCCUGACUGACUUUCUGCAAGUAAUGAACGAACAGGCAGAAAUUCUGGUGGAAAAGCUGGAGAAGAAAGCGGGAAAAGGUUCUUUCAACUGCUUCAGUGACAUCACCCUAUGUGCACUGGAUAUUAUCUGCGAAACUGCAAUGGGAAGAAAGAUUUACGCACAGAGCGAUUCUGAAUCUGAGUAUGUUAAGUGUGUAUACAGGAUGAGUGAUAUUGUCAGCCACAGACAAAGAACACCCUGGUUUUGGCCUGACUUUAUUUACUACUUCUUUGGUGAGGGUAAGAAGCAUGACAAGACACUGAAGAUCCUCCAUUCUUUUACCUAUAAAGUAAUAAAGGAAAGGUCUGAAAACUUGUCCUACAUUGAAUCAGACAGCGACUCCGAAAAUUUCAAGAAGAAGCGACAGGCCUUUCUAGACAUGCUCUUGAAGACCACAGAUGAAGAUGGAAACAAGUUGACCCAUCAGGACAUUCAAGAGGAAGUGGACACCUUUAUGUUUGAGGGUCAUGACACCACGGCUGCCUCCAUGAACUGGGCCCUCCAUCUGAUUGGAAGCCAUCCAGAGGUGCAACGAAAAGUUCAGCAAGAGCUACAGGAAGUGUUUGAUGGUUUCAACGUCCCCAAAGGAGCAAAUGCGAUCAUCAUUACAUACACUCUUCACCGUGAUCCACGAUACUUUCCAGAACCAGAGGAAUUCCGGCCUGAGCGUUUUUUUCCUGAGAAUUCAGUUGGAAGGCCCCCGUAUGCAUAUGUCCCUUUCUCUGCUGGACUCCGCAACUGCAUAGGUCAGCGUUUUGCAUUGAUGGAAGAAAAAGUUGUUUUGGCAUCCAUUCUGCGUAACUUCAAUGUCGAGGCCUGUCAGAAACGUGAGGAAAUUCGCCCAGUGGGGGAACUCAUCCUGCGACCAGAGCAGGGCAUUUGGAUCAAACUGGAAAAGAGAGAACCACUUGCUCCAUAAAA
Messenger RNA from Cyprinodon variegatus (sheepshead minnow), 1223 nucleotides. Its product is annotated as cytochrome P450 4V2-like. Lineage: Eukaryota; Metazoa; Chordata; Actinopteri; Cyprinodontiformes; Cyprinodontidae. The record is from RefSeq and is a predicted model, not a curated record. The transcript has 10 exons. The coding region runs from base 1 to 1221 and encodes 406 amino acids. Gene Ontology annotation, molecular function: monooxygenase activity; oxidoreductase activity, acting on paired donors, with incorporation or reduction of molecular oxygen; heme binding.